CAUCACCACCCUUAAGAUGGAGCAGCUAGAGAGCGAGGUGCCUCCUCUUCCGCCCCGUUUCCGUUUCAGAGACCUUCUUCUUGGGGACCAGAGCUUCCCGAAUGAUGACAGGGUGCAGGUGGAGUUUUAUGUGAACGAAAACACCUUCAAGGAGCGUCUGAAGCUUUUCUUCAUCAAAAACCAAAGAUCAAGCCUUAGGAUUCGUGUGUUCAACUUCUCGCUGAAGCUGCUUACCUGUCUGCUGUACAUCAUCAGAGUGAUGACAGACAACCCCGUUCAGAGCGCAGGCGCCAGCCACAGCGCCGCACAGCAAAACGCUCCCAGCGGCAACAACAAAUGGGAGUUGAUCUUCUGGGUGGAUAGGAAGGUUCCUGUCUGGGCCAUUCAAGUGAUUGUGGCCAUCAUUAGUUUCCUGGAGACUAUGUUACUGAUGUAUUUGAGUUACAAGGGGAACAUUUGGGAGCAGAUAUUCCAGGUGUCCUUUCUUCUGGAGAUGAUCAACACAGUUCCCUUCAUCAUUACGAUUUUCUGGCCCUCGAUAAGGAACAUUUUCAUUCCUGUGUUUCUCAACUGCUGGUUGGCCAAAUGUGCUUUGGAGAACAUGAUUAAUGAUGUCCACCGAGCAAUCCAGAGGACCAACUCAGCCAUGUUCAAUCAGGUCCUAAUUCUAAUCUGCACCCUGCUCUGCCUCGUCUUCACUGGCACAUGUGGGAUUCAGCACCUGGAACGAGCAGGCAAAAACCUCUCCCUCUUCAAUUCCUUCUACUUCUGCAUUGUCACUUUCUCCACUGUGGGCUUCGGAGACGUGACUCCCCGCAUAUGGCCCUCACAGUUACUGGUCGUCAUCAUGAUCUGUGUGGCCCUGGUGGUGCUGCCUCUUCAGUUUGAAGAGCUGAUCUACCUGUGGAUGGAGAGACAGAAGUCUGGGGGGAAUUACAGCCGCCACCGAGCACAGACAGAGAAACAUGUCGUGCUGUGUGUCAGCGCACUCAAAAUAGACCUGCUCAUGGAUUUUCUCAAUGAAUUCUACGCUCAUCCACGAUUGCAGGAUUACUAUGUGGUGAUCCUGUGCCCAACUGAAAUGGACCUCCAGGUGCGAAGGGUGCUGCAGAUCCCUCUGUGGUCUCAAAGGGUCAUCUAUCUACAGGGGUCUGUCCUCAAAGAUCAGGAUCUGCUUAGAGCCAAAAUGGAUGACGCAGAGGCUUGUUUCAUACUGAGCAGUCGUAACGAGGUGGAUCGCAUGGCUGCAGACCAUCAGACCAUCCUGAGAGCUUGGGCAGUGAAGGACUUUGCUCCAAAUUGUCCCCUUUAUGUCCAGAUACUCAAACCUGAAAAUAAGUUCCAUGUUAAAUUUGCAGAUCAUGUUGUUUGCGAGGAAGAGUUCAAGUACGCCAUGUUGGCUCUCAACUGCGUUUGCCCUGCCACCUCCACUUUGGUCACACUCCUUGUACACACUUCCCGUGGACGAGAAGGACAGCAGUCUCCGGAGCAGUGGCAGAGGAUGUACGGAUGUUGCUCCGGCAAUGAGGUCUACCACAUCAAAGUGUGUGACAGCAAGUUCUUUGGAGAGUAUAAUGGCAAAAGCUUCACAUAUGCCUCCUUUCAUGCUCACAAGAAGUAUGGUGUGUGUCUGAUUGGUAUAAAGCGGGAGGACAACAAGAGCAUCCUGCUGAACCCUGGCCCACGCCACAUCAUGGCUGCCUCAGACACAUGCUACUACAUCAACAUCACCAAGGAGGAGAACUCGGCCUUCAUCUUCAACCAGGAGGAGAAGAAGGGCCGUCCUGCCGGGGGACUCUAUGAUGGGCCUUCACAGCUUCCUGUGCACAGCAUCAUUGCCAGCAUGGGUACGGUUGCCAUGGAUCUUCAAAAUACAACCCCUCCUGACGACUCAGUAGGUAAACUGGUCCCACCUACAGUAAAUGGAACUGGGAGUCGUCGGCCCAGCAUUGCUCCAGUUCAGGAACUAGCAGAUUCUGCCUCAAUCUUGCCAUGUGACCUGCUAAGCGACCAAUCAGAAGAUGACUCAGUCUUCACAGAUGAAAAAGGCCACUCACCUACUGAGUAUGUGAAAGGUUAUCCCCCUAACUCGCCGUACAUUGGGAGCUCGCCCACCUUGUGCCAUCUGUUGGCUGAAAAAGCCCCGUUUUGCUGCCUACGUCUGGACCAGGGGUGCAGGCACAACAGCUUUGAGGAUGCCAAAGCUUACGGUUUUAAAAACAAGCUGGUAAUUGUUUCAGCCGAGACUGCGGGGAACGGGCUCUAUAACUUUAUAGUGCCUCUCAGAGCCUAUUACAGACCCAGGAAAGAACUCAAUCCUAUUGUUUUGCUGUUGGAUAACCCGCCUGAUAAUCACUUCCUGGAGGCCAUCUGCUGUUUCCCAAUGGUUUACUACAUGGCUGGAUCCAUAGACAAUCUGGACAGCCUGCUCCAGUGUGGGAUUAUCUACGCUGAUAACUUGGUUGUUGUGGAUAAAGAGAGCACAAUGAGUGCUGAAGAAGACUACAUGGCUGAUGCCAAAACUAUUGUCAAUGUGCAGACAAUGUUCAGGUUGUUUCCCAGUCUCAGUAUAAUCACCGAGCUUACUCACCCAUCCAACAUGAGAUUCAUGCAGUUCAGAGCAAAGGACUGCUAUUCAUUGGCUCUCUCUAAGUUGGAAAAGAAGGAGCGUGACAAAGGCUCCAACUUGGCCUUCAUGUUUCGCCUACCCUUCGCUGCAGGCAGAGUCUUCAGUAUCAGCAUGCUGGACACCCUCCUCUAUCAGUCUUUUGUGAAGGACUACAUGAUCCUUAUUGCAAGACUGCUGCUGGGCCUGGACACCACUCCAGGAUCGGGAUACCUCUGUGCUAUGAAAGUGAAAGAGGAAGACCUGUGGAUUGGUACUUAUGGGAGACUGUUCCAGAAGCUCUGCUCCUCUAGUGCUGAAAUUCCUAUUGGGAUCUAUCGAACUGAGUCACACAUUUUCUGUACUUCUGAGUCACAGGUGUCAGUCAGCGUUGAUGACUGCGAGGACACAAAGGACAGGGGGGACGAGUCUCGCAGCAACGACCAGUCCGACCACCCCCUGCUGAGGAAGAAGAGCAUGCAGUGGGCUCGGCGUCUGAGUAAGAAAAGCGUGCGGUGGCAGGGGGCAAGCCGGGAUUCGAGCAAAGACCAUGCCCAGCGCAUUGCCCAGCAGCGCCUCAACCUCUACAGGCGCUCUGAGAGGGAAGAGCUGUCCGAACUGGUCCGCAACCGCAUGAGACACCUGGGCCUUCCUACCUCUGGAUAUGAUGAGCAGAACGAUCACCAAAAUACCCUCUCCUACGUCCUUAUUAACCCAUCUCCUGACACCAGGCUGGAGCUCAAUGACGUUGUGUACUUGAUUCGUUCUGACCCUCUGGCUCACGUCCCAGAGGAGCUUCCUGUCCACAGCAGCAGCCUGAAAGAGAGACGUGAGUCCAGCAUAGACACCAGAGAGGACACCCAGCUCUGAUACCCUGCUGACCUUUACUGCUACAUUCAGCUUCAGCUUUUGUUGGGGUCUCGUUGCAUCCGUGCAGGUCCAGUCUGAAAGAGGACAAUUUGUGCUACAAAGUUUCAGCACUGCAGUCUGCCACUGUAUUAUACGAGUGCCUAAUGUUUGUCAGGUGACAACUGAUGUCAUCUGUGACAUUUUCAUCUUCUUGCCACAGACUCUGUGUAAAAAUAGGACGUUGAUAUUUGUGCGAGCUCUUUUAAAUGAGCAGUCAGGGACAUGCUUGUUAUGAAAUGAAGUGAGCUAACUGAAGGGAUUCGGUUCCAUUAGAGAUAAAGAGGCGGCCUUGGUUAGAAUGAAUCAGAUUCACUUACCCAUUCAAGUGUGAGCUCGGGAAUAACCCUCACGAUUGUCUUUAUUAUUGAAAGCUCCUGAAUUCUGGUGGUUCAAUUUAAAGUAACUUUAUUAGAGAAAUUGUGAGAGAGAAGUUCAGGAUUUAAUCAUCUUUCCUUGCUCUUUUUUUUGUUUUUUUGUUUUUUGAGAAUAUUUGAAAUUGGGUGAUCAUGUUUUAGAUUUCCCUGGAUAUACAUGUUCUGUUUACCACCAGUCACAGGAACUCAAUCAUAACGUGCAACACUACAUGACUCAAAUAAAAUAUGUGCUUUAAACUCUCAAAGCUUAAUUUUUACAGCUGAAUAAUAGGAGUAGAUUUUAAGUGGUGUAGAUUAGUAUUAUGUACAAAAAAUAGUGGUUACUUGUAUGUUUGCUGCAGUACAUAUUUUAAGCUGGAUGAGGUAUUUACUACUACAAGAGCUUAGUCUAACCCUUUAAACAGGCUGUGCCAUGUAUUCAAUAUUGUGCCAUAAAGUAUUUAGUUGAUUUACACUAUAUUAGUAAUUAGAGAACACCAUUUUUCUUUCUGCUCUGCUAAGUGAAACACUUUGCUUCUUAAUAUAAAAUUGUGGUUGUUUUGACCUAAUGAGGUCUGUGAGAAUUUCUGACUCUUUGACUUCAUACUUAUUUGAGUGUUGAAAAUAUCUGUACUUGAGUCUCAUUUUACUUGCACAUUAAAGUGCUAUAUUAUGAAAAUAACAUAUUAAAAUGAUUUCAAUUGUUUUAUUAUAGCAGCAUAUCCAUUACUAAGCAGUGGCAUUAAAGGAAUAGUUCAAUGUUUGGAAAUUUUGCUGAAAUUUAGGGAACUGUUACUGCUUAAACUGUUUGUUUUUUAC
Messenger RNA from Archocentrus centrarchus (flier cichlid), 4686 nucleotides. RefSeq names its product potassium sodium-activated channel subfamily T member 1a (gene kcnt1a). The record is from RefSeq and is a predicted model, not a curated record. The transcript is spliced from 28 exons. Gene Ontology annotation, cellular component: plasma membrane. NCBI's taxonomy places the organism in Eukaryota, Metazoa, Chordata, Actinopteri, Cichliformes, Cichlidae. Gene Ontology annotation, molecular function: intracellular sodium-activated potassium channel activity; outward rectifier potassium channel activity. The coding region runs from base 17 to 3475 and encodes 1152 amino acids. Gene Ontology annotation, biological process: potassium ion transmembrane transport.